Messenger RNA from Amaranthus tricolor (Joseph's coat), 606 nucleotides. RefSeq lists its product as uncharacterized. The transcript is spliced from 3 exons. NCBI's taxonomy places the organism in Eukaryota, Viridiplantae, Streptophyta, Magnoliopsida, Caryophyllales, Amaranthaceae. The record is from RefSeq and is a predicted model, not a curated record. Bases 1 to 606 code for a protein of 201 amino acids.
AUGAAGGAGCACGAGAUGAUAGACCUUGGUACAAUGAAAUACUUUCUUGGCAUACAAAUCAAAGUAUACAAAUCACAAGAGAAGUAUGCAGAAGACUUUCUUAAGAAAUUCAACAUGAGUAAGUGUAAACCGCUGGCUACACCAAUGGCAUUUAAUGAGAAUUUAUCAAAGUACGAUGGCAAAGCAAAAGUCGACGGAACAAUGUAUCCAAGCUUAGUCGGCUCUCUUAUUUAUCUCACACAUACAAGACCAGAUAUAAUCAACGUUGUCAGAAUCGUAUUCAGGUUCAUGAGUGAACCGAGCAAGGAUCAUCUAACAGAAGAAAAGAGGAUUUGUAGAUACCUUAAUGGAACGAAGAGCUAUGGAAUCAUGUACAAGACUGAAAAAGAUUUCAAGCUCACAGGAUACACCGAUAGCGACUGGGUUGGAAGCGAGGAUGAUAGAAAAAGCACAAGCGGGGUGGUCGAGAUUCGAGCUAAUGAAAACCCUUGUCUUGCAGGCUAUGAUAAGAUUUUGGUUGAGUUGAUUGUUGAGUCUCGGGCGAGAUUCAAAGAAGAUUUGGUCGAGACUACCCUAGUCUCAGUCGAGAUCUCUGGCGAGACUUAA